Molecule: messenger RNA, 1193 nt
Organism: Dicentrarchus labrax (European seabass)
Lineage: Eukaryota; Metazoa; Chordata; Actinopteri; Moronidae
Product: complement C1q subcomponent subunit C
Exons: 7
Coding region: 153-926 (257 amino acids)
Molecular function (GO): protein binding
Source: RefSeq, a predicted model, not a curated record
UGUGUGUGUGUGUGUGUGUGUUUGUGUGUGUGUGUGUGUCUUCAGUCUAAUAAGAAAUCUUGAUCUGUUCACCAAAAGAGGAAAUCCCAUCCUUUUCAUUGCAGCUCGAAACCUCCGCUGGUGAGACAUAAAACUCGGCUGUGUUUUGGACCAUGGGAGGUUAUUAUGGGCUGGCGGUUCUGGUGGGCGUGGCCUUGCUUCUGACGACCGGCCAAUGUGACGUGAGCUGCAGAGGAACGGACGGCCGAGCGGGAGAGGACGGAAUCCCCGGCAGGGAUGGAUGGCCUGGAGUGAAGGGCGAGAAAGGAGAGCCAGCUGUGAUGUCCCGCGGUCCGGUGGAUCCAGACGUCCUCCUGAGGCUGAAGGGGGAGAUGGGGAGUCGGGGCAUUCAAGGGGUUAUGGGUCCUAAAGGUUACCGUGGAGAACUGGGAGCAGGGGGUCGCCCGGGAAGUCCUGGUCGCCCCGGCCCUGAUGGGAGGAGCCUUGGUCAAGGAGUACACUCCCCUCAGCAGGCCCGUUCAGCUUUCUCAGUGAUGAGAAAUGAUGACAGUUAUCCUCGCUACAACCAGGUAGUAACCUAUCAGACUACUGUGGUCAACACACCUGGGGACUUCAACGCAGCCACAGGUUACUUCACCUGCAGAGUACCUGGUGUUUAUUACUUCACCUUCCACUCUGCGGCCAGGACCAGCAUAUGUCUGCGUAUAGCCAGUGAGGCUCUACUCAACAAGCUGGGAUUCUGUGAUUACAACAAGAACAGGAACUAUGAUCAGGUGCUGUCGGGCGGCGUGGUCUUAGAGCUGACAGCCCGGCAGAGAGUUUGGCUUGAGUCCUUCGAGGACGAGCAGGCAGCUUCGGAGCAGCGAGACACACGCGCGAAACAGAUCAUCUUCAGUGGCUUCCUGCUCUUCACACAUCAAGAAUAAAGUCCAGUUGUACACUCAGCAUGGAGUCAGGGCUGAAAACCUGAUACUUUUUGAACCUUUAUGAAUUUAGAAUCUAAAAUGUUUUUACCAUAACUCGAGAUCAUAAUAGAGUAAUAUUUGUGAAACUUUUAUGCUUGUUUGGUUUGAAUGUGAACCCACAGGUGACUUUGGAUUUCACCAGUUUGUUUCCUUUACAUUAACUCAUGUAAACCUUCUUUGGUUGUUGACUUUGUGAGUGCAACUAUUAAAAAGAAAGUUUAUUAUUGA